AGUGUUUAUCACCUAUGCGCUGGACGGGGGAGGAAUGCUAGAGAGGUGAGGGCCCCAAUCCUCGGGUCCCUCCAGCAGUAGCAUGUUGUGACAUUGAAAGUCUUUGGGGGACUCCACUCCCUCCAUUCAGAUUCCUCCUCCAGUGGGCAUGCAGAUGGGGGCAACAUGGCACCGCAGUACCCCAGUUUGGCAAUAAGUAGAGGUCCCAUCAGACACACGUCCAGUGGGUAGACACUUUUUGGUGGACCACGGUUUUGCAGUAGAAAAAUGGCCGCAUCCAAGAAGACAAAAAGGCUGGCACCAUAUAAGAAGAAUAUAAAUGUUUGCCACACAUCCAAAACCACAUAUAAGAAGGCUACAAAAGAUGAUGUGAAGCAGCGGUGUUCGGCCAACCGGCUCCAGCAGCACAGUCUCCGAUAACAUCAGAAGGAGAUUAUUAUUCCAUCAUGUGCUCGGCCGGGGAAGUUUUGGAACGGUCAUGCUGGCGGAAGAUCCAUCUACCCGCAAACACUUUGCUGUUAAGAUCAUCAGCAAAAGAGCCCUGCUUGCUGAAGGUGAUGAUGAGUCUGUGAUGGUGGAGCGACGAGUUUUCCAGCUGGCAUCUGGGAGUCCUUUCCUUGUCCACGCAGACUUUGCAUUUCAGACCAAGCUGCAUGUGCUGCUCGGCCUGGAGUACAUGAGCUGCGGGGACUUUUACACCUACCUACUGAUGAAGGACCAGCUUGACAUCCCCAGUGCAAGAUUCUAUGCCGCUGAACUCGUCUGUGGAAUCCAAUUCCUGCACUCAAAGGGCGUCAUCCACAGAGACCUGAAGCCUGAGAACAUCUUGGUGGCUGAAACGGGCCAUGUAAAGAUCACUGAUUUCGGUCUUGCACUUGUCAACAUGCAUGGAGACCGAACAGCCACCUCAUACGCUGGAACAAUCGGAUACAUAGCUCCUGAGAUGCUGGCUAGGAAGGAGUACAACGCCGGAGUAGACUGGUAUUCUUUCGGUGUCAUCUUGAAAGAAAUGGUUACCAGUGAUUGUGCGUACCAUCAGACAAUCGAUGAUGCAUCCUCCGGCAUUAAGAACAUCAUUAGAAAGCUCCUUCGGAAAGAUCCUGCCAGACGCUUAGGAGUUAAUGGUAACAUCAGAAAGCACCGAUUCUUCCAGCGUAUGGACUGGGUCUCUGUGGAAGCCCUAGAGUUGCGUCCACCAUACACACCUGAGCCAACUGAACCUCAUCAUCGUCCUAAACCAUUCCACCUGGACAAACUGGAGGCAGCAGAGGUCAGAACACCUAUUUCAGCAGCGGACCAGGCCUUGUUCGAGGGAUUUUCUUUUUGUCAACUUGGAAACCCUUGAUGAAACACCAGCUCCAUAGUCACCAGAGCAAGCUGCCCCCCUGAGCCUCUGGAAGAGGAAGAUCAAGUGAAGAAGAGAAGGCUGGACAUCACUGCAGAGAUCUACAAGCAAGUCCUGCAGGAAUGAAGAGGAGGAGAAUGAAGCACCUUGCUGCGUCUGGCCCCACAUUCCAGAAGAAA
This is a messenger RNA of Bufo gargarizans (Asiatic toad), 1524 nucleotides long. Its product is annotated as protein kinase C delta type-like. The record is from RefSeq and is a predicted model, not a curated record. Gene Ontology annotation, molecular function: ATP binding; protein serine/threonine kinase activity. The transcript is spliced from 9 exons. Gene Ontology annotation, biological process: protein phosphorylation. The coding region runs from base 479 to 1345 and encodes 288 amino acids. Lineage: Eukaryota; Metazoa; Chordata; Amphibia; Anura; Bufonidae.